CCACUCGGGACAAAACACUCACAGCAACACACAACCCAACCGACCUUGCAGCAUUGACUAGCAAUAGGGUUGAAGGCCUCUCUUGGUCUCAACUUCCUUCCCCCAAGUCCAAAAAGAUAUGGCAUCAUGACAGGACGACGGCACACGGUACAGGUCCAACUGCUCCAUCCAUCACCCUUGCCCCUCCCCCCUUUCAGGCUAUUUCGAGCCGGCAUCCAUCACCUGGAAAUCUACAAGACAUUGAGCCCAAAGGAGGAAGCUGUUUUGCGCCUCGUAUCCCGGCAUGCCGAACCCACUGCUGGCCAUCUAGUGUAUCUGGCGUGCUGGGCACGACGUUCUGCUGGCCCCACACGAAAAUUCAAAUCAAUGCCUGCUCUCAGGGUUUCUCGAAUUACACUAAUGGCCUCGACCAGCACCAGUGGCAACAAUCACCGUGACAGCCCCAGCAUGCAAGCAAGGCCUGCUUUCACACACGCAUGCAGCACGCGGAACACGCCUUAUCAUGAGUUUACUGUCUCCUCUCUCUACAAUCCAGUUUGGACAGUGAACACAACACCGGACAUAUCGAGCGGCGAGCAGCCAACGGGUACUUCGACGUCUGGCGUUAUCGCUUUGCACCACGGCGAUUCCUCGCUGUAAUUAAGCCUUAACAAUUGCCUGUACGAUAGCACUCUGUGCUUCAGGCACCCCAGACACCAGGCCUUACAAAGUGAGGCUGGCACGGCUGGCCCGUCUGCAGGACAACAGAAUACGGGCAUGAUCGACGCUCUGCUGCGGGCUCUAGGCGGGUAGGGAUUCUACAGCACGCUACGGUCCAUUCGGUAUAGUGUCUUCAUGCAGUUCAAUGCCAAGAGC
Messenger RNA from Colletotrichum navitas, 855 nucleotides. RefSeq lists its product as uncharacterized. The record is from RefSeq and is a predicted model, not a curated record. Lineage: Eukaryota; Fungi; Ascomycota; Sordariomycetes; Glomerellales; Glomerellaceae. The coding region runs from base 127 to 639 and encodes 170 amino acids. The transcript has 2 exons.